This is a messenger RNA of Naegleria lovaniensis, 4110 nucleotides long. RefSeq lists its product as uncharacterized. The transcript has 2 exons. The record is from RefSeq and is a predicted model, not a curated record. Bases 1 to 4110 code for a protein of 1369 amino acids. Lineage: Eukaryota; Heterolobosea; Eutetramitea; Acrasida; Naegleriidae.
AUGAAUCCUUCCAACUUACCCUCUUCGGAAGAGAGCUCUUCUCCCAACCAAACUUCACCCAAUGUACAACAAUUACAACAAGAUACAACCGAACACGUUGAAUCAUCAUCACCACAAGAAUGGACCAUUGUGGAUGACAUUCCUUCUAAUACAUUCAUUGUUGCUGCAAAUAACACGAAUAACAAUGGCAGCAGUAGCAGCAGUAAUAACAACAAAUCCAAAGUUCCUCUACUCAAUAUUAUUGCAUCCAUGAAAUUGAAAUCCAAUGCCAAUACAUCAUCAUCAUCAACCAACCCUCCUCAUCACCAUUCUCAUCAUCAACAUCACUCAUCAAGUUUUAGCCAUAAUCCCUCGAUAGAGAAUCGUCAUAAACAACUACCACACUCCAAAAGUCCCAACACGCACCAUCAUCCACCAUUUCCAUUAAUUAAUAUUGAACGAGAACGUUCUCACUCGACACCUCCCAUGAUCAUGAAUACAUCGACUAGUACUGUAGGCUUGUCGCUCUCUCCGGCCAAUAUGGGGAUUGAACAUCAUGUGACUGAGGUACCUCAGGAUAGAAUUCUUCCUUCAUGUCCUUUGAAAGCAGAUAAACAUGUAUUCGUGUUGGGAGACCAAUCCGUCGGCAAAUCGACUUGGAUUCGAGCACUGGCAUCAACAGCACAAAACAUUGAAGAAUUUAUUUCGGAUUUGACAACAGCAUCAUCAACGACAACGCCGAAUCCCUCUUCUGGAUUGAAUAAGAGAAGCUUGAGUACUGGAGGAAGCAGUGGCUUUUUAGAGGGGUUCACAGGCAUGUCAUCCUCUUCAAAUUUGGACAACUCUGCAUUAUAUGAUAUGACCAUUCUCAACGUUGCAUCAUCGCCACAACAGGAAAAUGUUUUACACUCCAUCUCUCCAAGAGAAAAUGCACAGACCUCUCCUUCCACUGCAACAGGUGGCAAACUCUCUCAAUGGAUCAAUAAUUUGAGGUCAUCAAAAUCCAAUCAAGUUCCUGCAGUGAAUGGAGGCACUUUUGGCUCAUUGUUACACAAAAAAUCAACAUCCUUCGAUUUUGUCAAUUUCACGACCAACGAUCCUGAAACUCUCAUGAAAAAAGAGAGUGAAAACCAAUAUAAUUUUGUAAUUUUAUUACUCCAACAAUAUGUAAAGCAAUUAGAGUUGGAGACUUUAUUGUACUUGUAUCACCCGGAAAAUUAUGGAAAGUAUUUAUUCCCUCCUUCACUAAAGAAAUUAUUGGGAAUUGAUCUAGCAUUUGACUCAGAUUAUUAUGAUCUUGUUACAAAAAUAGGUUUAGGAGAAUUUGAAGAUUUACAAUUUGAUGGAUUAUAUGAGCUACACAAAAGAGAAACUGUGUUCAAACUAACCAUUUGGGAUCAACGUAACAUUGUUGACAUUAAUUUUGAAGAAAUUCCCACUAUUGUACAAAUCAAAAAGUUACUGACCUAUGUCGGAAUUACCCAAAAAAAAUAUUCUGCAAAACAAUCGUUCACCUUUCGAACAAAUCCUCCAAAAACACUUUGUAUUCAAGACUUGUUACGAAUGGACACCAACGAAUUUCCAACCUUGGAUGUAUUUUUCCAAAAACAAUGUUACAAGAGAUACUGUAAUGAUUUUAACGUGACUAAAUCGAAAGAGAACCCUCUAUCGUUGAUGAUAUUAUUUCCUGGAAUGCUAUUCAGGGGAUCUAAUUUUGUUCCUCGAUCGUUGACCGAAUACAAUUGGAUUAAGUUUGGAAAUAAUACGGUUCAAAUCAUUGAAUGUGAAACUGUAGAAGAAAUGUCACAACAAAUGAAUUAUUUAUCUCUCUACGACCAAUCAAGUCAAAACAAAGCAGAUAUAAUUUUUUACAUGGUUUCAUUACAUGAUUUUGCAACGGAUAAAACAAGACAAAAGUACUUUAGAAACUGUAUUCAAGAAUGGAGAAAAUUGAUGCAAGAUGAAAGAUUUAAAUCAUGCCCAAUAGUAUUGAUAGGAAACAAGACGGAUCUUGUCAGCUCCACCUCUCCAAGCACGAACAUGGCCAAUAUAACAUCGAAAUUAGAUUCAUGUCAAGCCGAUGAAGACAUGGACACUUUCAGGGAAAUACGUGCCUUAUCAUCUGACAAUUUAGUAGAUGUUAAAAACAUUAGCUUUUCUGCCCAGUCCACAACAAGCUCUGAUGCCAGUCCUCGUUCGUUAUCCAUCGAUAACAGUGAGGCCACUCUUGUAAAAUCAAAUUCAAACCCAAGUCUAACGGCGUCACCUCGAAUAUCCACUGAAUGUAGGUCUCCGAGAGCACGUUCCCACUCUACUCCGAAAGAUCCUGUGCUUGUAGCUCCAAAAUCAAGAAAAAAACUUUCUCAAUUUGUGGUGCAUCAAUUUGUUGAAGAAGAAAGUGUUUCUCAAGGACGUAAAACUCAACUUGUAGAGGAUUACUUUGUUGGGUCGUGUAGGUUUGAUGAAGACAUGGUCGAACGGUCUGGAAAGAUUCUUUCUAAAUAUAUUACCACUGUUAAAACUACACGUUUUGGUGUGUUUGGAAGUGGUAGCUCAGGAAAGUCAACAAUUUACAACCAUAUGGUGAAAAUAGUGAACGAUAUAGAGAAGGAUGUCAACACAAACACUGGUAGCAUUCUUACACCGUCAAUUAUGUUUUUCUACUAUGUCAAAACCAUUGCCAUGGGUUGGAAAAAGUUAUUAGAAUUAGUGAACAUGUUUCACAAAUCGAAACAACGCUCUUCAAGUACAAGUACCAUUGAGAAGAGAAAAUCUGAAUUUACUCUCAACUUGAAACGUUUAAAUGAUGAACCUUUGAAUACGAAAAAUACUAAUGAAACAGGUACCAAAUCCAACGACUCUUCGCCAACACAAAGCGACCCAAUUUUGUCAAAUAGAGAAACUACACAAAGUAUAAUUAAUCAAAAGAAUGAAAGAGCAAAACAAUGGACGGCAGAAGCAGAAAAGCUGAAAUUUAUUGAUGAAGAUCUCCGGUCGCUUUACGUAUGGUGUUUACAAGUAUUAGCAUCAGAUGUUAACAUGACCAUUAAGCUAUUCACCGUUGAAAUUUCAGAUUUAAUGAAUAGAAAAUGGAAAAACGACAAGGUAUUGAAGGAGACUUGGGAAACCAAUUACUUGCAAACUUCAGCAUCGAAAAUUCAAAAUUUGCCAUCAUUAAUGGCAUACAUUUAUGAAGUGCAACGCAAUAAUCUUGCCACUUUAUAUCUUCAAUCACCUCGACGAAAUUCUCACAUUCCAAAAAUCAGUUUACCAACCUUUUUAAAAACCUAUACGACCGUGAAUGGUUUAGUGACCGAUGUUUUUAAUUUACGAGGCCAGAAAUGCUCUGUUACCGUCACGAGAGGUUCCAGAAGGAAACAUAUACAGCAGUGGUCCAUGACCAACAAUUGUGUUUUCGACGUCAUCUUCUAUGUCGUCAAUAUUUCAAAUUAUAAUUAUAGUGAUCAUGAGAGUAUCAGAGGACGAGUACACGAAGAAAAUGAAGGCAAUGAUGAAGAGAAUGACGAAAUAAUCAGCUUGUCCGAGUCAAUCAUUUUCUUUAAACAAUUGCUGAAUCACUUUGUUGCAAGCCACAUUCGAGGAACGUCUGCUAGCAACAUGAUUCAAUCAUAUACUGGCUGUGUACCAUACCUAGUGUUUACGCAUAAGGAUUUAUUUAUCGAAAAAGUGGAAAAAGGAAUUCCCCUCAAAGAAGAAUACUUGUCAGAGAAAGGAAGUUUUGAUUUAGGUCUCCAAGGUUCAACCACAACUCGAACCAACAAUGACAAGUCCAGAGAUUUAAUUUCACAAAUCAAGUUGUCCAAAACGGAGGUAGAAUCCAUUCAAUCACGGUUAAGAGCUCAAAUAAGUGGUAUUAAGGAACAAACGUUUGCAACGUUCAUCAUUUCGAAAUAUGUGGAGUGUGCUCUGGAAGAAACCUUACGAAGCAUGAUCAUUGCUAACACAUUUGUAAUAGAUGCCACCGAUGAGAAGGAAAGUUCACAAUUCAUACAAACAGUUCUGGACAAGAGAGUAGUCAGCGAUUUUGAGAUUGAUUAUGAAUUAGGUUUAGGAUCUAGUUUAGUUAUAGGAGGAAAGUUCAAUUCAUUCUUCAAUUCAAUGCAGAAAUGA